This is a messenger RNA of Caenorhabditis briggsae, 111 nucleotides long. The record is from RefSeq and is a predicted model, not a curated record. The transcript has 2 exons. The coding region runs from base 1 to 111 and encodes 36 amino acids. NCBI's taxonomy places the organism in Eukaryota, Metazoa, Nematoda, Chromadorea, Rhabditida, Rhabditidae.
AUGGGUUUUGAAAACGUGUCGGAUUUAGCAAGAAACAUCAUUUUGCAAUAUUGUGACUUAAAAACCAUAGUAACUCAGGGUCUACCGAUUUUCCCCGCAAAAUCGCCCUGA